ACCAUGGGAGACGAGAUGGAUGCGAUGAUCCCCGAGCGGGAGAUGAAGGAUUUUCAAUUUAGAGCACUGAAGAAAGUCCGAAUCUUUGAUGCCCCUGAAGAGCUGCCCAAGGAGCGCUCCAGUCUGCUUGCUGUGUCUAAUAAGUAUGGUCUGGUGUUUGCUGGAGGAGCCAGUGGGUUUCGUGUUUUCCCUAGCAAAAAUCUUCUUAUUCAGAAUCGGCCUGGAGAGGAUCCCAAUAAAAUUGUUGAGAAAGUUCCAAACAUAUUAAUCCCUAUGAAAUUCCCAGUGCACCACUUGGCUUUGAGCUGUGAUAACCUGACACUCUCUGUUUGUAUGAUGUCCAGUGAAUUUGGCUCCCUCAUUGCCUUUUUUGAUGUUCGAACAUUCUCAAAUGAGGCUAAGCAGCAGAAACGUCCAUUUGCUUAUCACAAACUGGUGAAAGAUACUGGUGGCAUGGUCAUCGAUAUGAAGUGGAACCCUACCAUCCCCACCAUGGUGGCGGUUUGUUUGGCUGAUGGCAGUAUUGCAGUUCUACAAGUCACAGACGCAGUGAAAGUGUCUGCAAGCCUUCCACCUUCUGUGGCCGUAACAUCUGUGUGUUGGAGCCCUAAAGGGAAACAGCUUGCUGUAGGAAAACAGAAUGGAACUGUGGUCCAGUAUCUCCCAACACUACAGGAGAAAAAAGUAAUUCCUUGCCCUCCAUUUUAUGAAUCAGAUCAUCCUGUAAGAGUUCUCGAUGUACUGUGGAUUGGUACAUAUGUCUUCACAAUAGUGUAUGCAGCAGCAGAUGGAACCUUGGAGACUUCCCCGGAUGUGGUGAUGGCUGUCCUACCUAAAAAGGAAGAGAAACAUCCAGAGAUGUUUGUGAAUUUCAUGGAGCCUUGCUAUGGCAGCUGUACUGAAAGACAGCAUCAUUACUUUCUCAAUUAUAUUGAGGAUUGGGACCUGGUACUAGCAGCUUCUGCAGCCUCCACAGAAGUCAGCAUCCUUGCCCGACAGAGUGAUCAGACUAACUGGGAAUCUUGGCUGCUGGAGGACUCCAGCCGAGCAGAACUGCCUGUUACUGAUAAGAGUGAUGAUUCCCUGCCUGUAGGUGUUGGUAUAGAUUAUACCAGCCAAGUAGAAAUACCCAUUAAUGAUGAAAAGACCCUUCCUCCUGCUCCAGUUUUGAUGUUGCUUUCAACAGAUGGCGUACUUUGUCCAUUUUAUAUGAUCAAUCAAAAUCCUGGUGUCAGGUCCCUGCUCAAGAUCCCAGAACAACUUAAUAUUGAAGGAGAACGACAGCCCAAAUCAUCAGGAAGUACCCCCACAACUCCAACUUCCACUCAAGCCCCUAUGAAGCUUGAAGCAUCACCAACUGCAGCUCCUGGUUCUGCCCCACCUUUAUCCCUUGUCACACCAACUACUGCUUUCAUUCUGCCUACAGUUAGUCUUCCUGCUGCCACCUUCCCAUUUGGCUCUCCAUCCUUGAAAUCGUCCGGUUUGAUGUCUGGCGAUCCCCCUCCUUAUUCCUUUUCCUCAGACAGCUCCAAACCAGCCCUAAGCUCUGCCAUAACUAGUGCACCGGCCUUCUCUUUUACACCUCCUUCUAAAGCCCCCCUGGCCUCGGCUCCCUCCCUAGCCCCAAUGAAUACCUCUGCAACUUCCUUCUAUUUUGGAUCUCCUGCUUUUAAGCCUGCAGUGGAAAAUACUCCAGUGGCUAGCAUGUCUGCGCCACACAUUGGGGCAAAGACAUCUUUCCCACCUACGUCCUCUGCAGCUAAAGCAACCGUGAAUGAAAAGUUUCCUGCUGGGGAGUCAUCCACUCCCAUCAGCAGUUCCCAAAGUAGCUCCUCAAUGUUGUCAUUUUCCUCAGCCUCCAAAUUGGCUUCUGCUGGCCCUGUCAGUCACUCCACACCUCUCUCAUCUUCAUCUAGCUCAGUAUCUGCAAAAUCAUCAGUAUCUCCCUCUGUUUCAGUACGCUCUUCCCAAAGUAGCCCAGUAUCCUCAAUGGUGCAGAAAUCAGCCAGAAUCACCGCUCCAGUGGCAAAGUCAAGUACUACUCAGGCCAAAUCACCACAGCCUGCCAUUGUGAUGGAAAAGCAGCCACAUCAGUGGAAAGAUUCAGACCCUGUGAUGGCUGGAAUUGGGGAGGAGAUUGCCCACUUCCAAAAAGAGAUGGAAGAGCUAAAAGCCCGAACUUCCAAAGCAUGUUUCCAAGUAGGCACCUCUGAAGAGAUGAAGAUGCUGCGAACAGAAUCAGAAGAUUUGCACACCUUUCUCCUAGAGAUUAAAGAGACAACAGAGUCUCUUCAUGGCGACAUUAGCACCCUGAAGACCACUUUAUUAGAAGGUUUUGCAGGGGUUGAAGAAGCAAGAGAACAGAAUGAAAGAAAUCAUGAUUCUGGAUAUCUUCAUUUACUAUAUAAGAGACCUCUGGAUCCUAAGAGUGAAGCGCAGCUUCAGGAAAUUCGGCGUCUUCAUCAAUAUGUUAAGUUUGCUGUCCAAGAUGUGAAUGAUGUUCUAGACUUGGAAUGGGACAGACAUCUGGAAGAGAAGAAGAAACAAAAGCGCCUGCUUGUUCCAGAGCGAGAGACGCUAUUUAACACUCUUGCCAAUAACCGGGAAAUAAUCAACCAGCAAAGGAAGAGACUGAAUCACCUGGUGAACAGUUUACAGCAGCUCCGGCUUUAUAACCAAACCUCUCAGUGGAGCAUACCCAAUGACAGCCCUUCUCAGAGCAGCACUCAGAGCUUUGACAGUGAUCUUGAAAGCCUGCGCAAUGCUUUAAUGAAAACCACCAUUGAAUCUCACGCCAAACCACUACCCAAAAUACCAGCUAAAUUGUCCCCUGUGAAACAGGCACAGCUGAGGAAUUUUUUGGCCAAAAGGAAGACCCCACCAAUAAGAUCUACUGCACCAGCCAGUCUCUCCCGAUCAGCCUUCCUGUCUCAGAGAUAUUAUGAAGAUUUGGAUGAAGUGAGCUCCACAUCCUCUAUUUCUCAGUCUUUGGAGAAUGAUGAACCACAGAUUGUAUACAGAGAUGAGGAUGUGAUAGCCCAAAUCCAUCGCCAUGCCCCAGUGGUUCGCACUUCUUCCAUCCAGCCCACUCUCUUGAAUCAGACUCCUCCUUUCACAAAAUCUCAUCUGCUGCUCAGCUCUUCUCCUAACCUGGUGGGAGGUUUAAUGUCUACAUCUACUAGCAAAAUUGUUCCACAAGGGGCUGACAGCACGAUGCUUGCAACCAAAACUGUGAAACAUGGGGCACCAAAUCCCUCUGUCACCAUCUCAGCCCCACAAGCAGCUGCUGCCGCUGCCCUGAAACGGUUAAUGGCCAAUCAGGUUCCAGCUGUGAGCACCUCCUUGACAGAAUCAACUCUGAAGAAUGUCCCUCAAGUAGUAAAUGUGCAGGAAUUGACAAACAGCCCCCCAGUUCCCACUGCAGCUUUAGGGUCACCAGUACCCCAGUCAGCAGCCAAAACGUCCCUCCAGUUGUUUGCUACAGUGGCUACCAAUCAACCUAAGCAGGGGUCUCUCAUAAAUUCCAUCAAGACACAGUCUCCACCUGGCCCUACACAAAUACCAGCACUAAUCACAUCUGGCCAGCUGUCAUCUGGUGACAAAAUCUCAGGCCCAGGGGCAACCAAGAUGGAAACAAUUAUGACUUCAACUUCAUCAACAGGUGGACAGUUCAACAAGCCAUUUUCAUUUUCUUCAUCAGGAACUGGCUUUAAUUUUGGAGCAAUAACAUCAGCACCACCUUCCAACUUCACUGUCUCACAAGUGACAACGGCCACCACUAAAGAGCCGAAUCUGUAUGAUACAUUCUCAUUUAAUUCGGGGAUCUUGCAAACAGCCAGCACUGCCGGAGCAGCAUUCAGCUCUUCAGGAGAUGCAAUGCCAUCUAAUAAACCUGCCAUGGCAGCCACUUCCACAACAUCUAGCAAGCCCGAUGCACCUUCCCCAAAGCUGGGCGAGCAUCUGUUUCCAAAUUCUUUGACUGGAGAAACACUAGGGAGUUUCUCAGGCCUGAGGGUUGGCCAGGUAGAUGAUAAUACAAAAGCCUCUGGUAAGGCUUCUUCCAUAAACUUAUCUAGCAUACAGCCGGCCAAGACAUCAACCCUAACUUCAGAAUUUAGCUUCAGUAGCUCUCCCCUCCUAGGGAAGUCCAUGGAUGCUCCCAUUACUUCCACUAUGACCACCACAACAGUGACAACAUCAGCCAUCAUAGGCCCAAGCAACUCCACAGGUAGUUUAUUUGGUGGUCUGCAACUCACCAGCUCAGGAGCCUCGGGUUCCCUGAAUCUAGGUGGGACCUCUUUGAGUGGCAGCAAGUCCACCUUUUCAUUUGGACAGACUGGCAGUGCAAUGACCCUACCUUCAACAAUACCUGCUUCAACCAUUGCCCCCUCUGCCGCCCUCCCUGUGUCAGCAUCUCCAUUGUCAUUCAGCAAUCUCUUGAGUUCACCCUCUACUCCUGUCCUUCCUGGGUCCCCUGGAAAAAGCAUGGGAGAUGCCAAGCCAUUGUCAGAAAAGCCAGAGGACAGUGAAGUGCCUGCCUCCUCUAUACCUGCUCUUGCAGAUCAACAGCAACUGCCGGCUGACCAACCUCCUCCAGCCCCAGGGCCGCCUCUGGAGAUGGCUCAAAAGGAGCCUGUCCUCCUGCCCCCUGCAGUAGAGGACUCCGGAGACUCUGCAGCCAGUACAGCUAGUCUUGGCACAGAGACACCUUCCACCAAAGCCAGUGAAGCAGCCACAAGUGUCUCUGAGGCCAAGGCCGAGGCCUCUCCUGCAUCCAUCUUGUCAUUGCCUGAGCAAAGUGCAGCAACAGCAGCCUCUGCCUCAAGUGUGACCCCAGAGGCUGUGGGCUCUCCUGGUGCCCAGCCCCCCUCCAGCAGUGUGGCUUCUCUCACCCCAAGUCCGGCUGGGUUUGGGGCUACCACUGCAGGAACGCCUGUGUUCUCAGCAACUCCUACCACCAGCUCCACAGGCUCUGCUUUUAGCCAACCAGUCAGCGAUGCUGCCCCUGCCCCUUCUGCUGCUUCUGUGUUUGGACAGUUGGCAGUCACCUCAUCAUCACCUUCCCUGUUUGGACAACAGACAGCCAGUACUGCCACUACCACAUCGGCCACAGCCCAAGUUACCAGCCCAGGAUUUGGGAGUCCAGCUUUUGGCACCCCUUCUACUGGGGGCUUUGGGCAAGCAGCCUUUGGACAGGCACCCACCUUUGGACAGCCCACAAGCAGCUCUGCAAGUGGGUUUUCAUUCAGUCAGACUGGUUUUGGCUCAGUACCUGCCUUUGGGCAACCUGCCUCAUCUACUACAGCCGCCAGCAGUGGGAAUGUCUUUGGUGCUUCCUCCAGCACCAGUAGUGCUAGUUCCUUCUCUUUUGGGCAAUCUUCUGCCAGUACUGGUGGUGGUCUUUUUGGGCAGAGCAACCCUCCGGUCUUUGGGCAGAGCACAGGCUUUGGCCAAGGAGGCUCUGUGUUUGGUAAUACUGCAACUGCUACAACAGCCUCAUCCUCCUCUGGCUUCAGCUUUUGUCAGGCUUCAGGCUUUGGUUCCAGCAAUACAAGUUCUGUGUUUGGUCAGGCAGCAGGAACUGGGAGCACAGUCUUUGGUCAGCAGUCAUCUUCUUCCAGUGGAAACUUGUUUGGGUCUGGAAGCACUGGAAGGGGGGUGGGUUUCUUCAGUGGCCUUGGAGGAAAACCCAGCCAGGAUGCCGCCAACAAAAACCCAUUCAGCUCAGCCAGCGGGGGAUUUGGAUCUGCAACCACCCCAAAUACCCCUAACCUUUUUGGAAACAGUGGGGCCAAGACCUUCGGUGGAUUCUCUGGCUCAUCGUUUGGAGAGCAAAAGCCCACAGGCACAUUCAGUUCUGGAGGUGGGAGUGUAGCAGCACAAGGCUUUGGAUUCUCUAGUCCAACCAAAACAGGUGGCUUUGGUGCUGCUCCAGUGUUUGGCAGCCCUCCUACUUUUGGGGGAUCCCCUGGGUUUGGAGGGGUGCCAGCAUUCGGUUCAGCCCCAGCCUUUACAAGCCCUCUGGGCUCGACGGGAGGCAAAGUGUUCGGAGAGGGGACCGCAGCUGCCAGCGCCGGAGGAUUUGGGUUUGGCAGCAGUAACAAUACAACAUCAUUCGGCACCCUGGCUAGUCAGAAUGCACCCACCUUUGGUUCACUGUCCCAGCAGACUUCUGGCUUUGGGACACAAAACAGUGGAUUCUCUGGUUUUGGAUCAAGUGGAGGAGGGUUUGGCUUUGGAUCAUCUACCACGUCAUCCUCAGGGUUUGGUGGAUGGAGAAGCUGAAAGGAUCCUGUCGUUUCUUUCUGUUCCUGGGAUCGACUGCAUGCUCGCCUCCUCCUCAGAUGCAAAUCUUGUAUCAGCCUUGUAGAGGGCAUGUGCCCUUUUUUUAUACAGAAGAUGCUGAAUGCUUAUUUUUUAUUUUUUCUCUCUCUAUUAAACUAUUUGGCCUCUUUCUGCAGAGAAUGCAUUAGGGUUUCUUUCAGGCUACAGUCAGGAAAAAAAAUUCCUGUUGUCUUGUAGACCUGAGAAAUUCACCCAGCCUUAUGCCAGCCUGAGCGAUGACCAGUGCGUGCCCUUCCCAGUAGCACUGAAAGUAAGAGAAAUAUGGCAUUUACAUAGAAGGUGUUAAGACAGGAGCUGUUUUUUGGCUUGUUUUUAAUUAAACUUAAUUUUGUAGAACAUGU
Messenger RNA from Gracilinanus agilis (Agile Gracile Mouse Opossum), 6686 nucleotides. RefSeq names its product nucleoporin 214 (gene NUP214). The transcript has 36 exons. Gene Ontology annotation, cellular component: nuclear pore. The record is from RefSeq and is a predicted model, not a curated record. Gene Ontology annotation, biological process: RNA export from nucleus; protein import into nucleus. Gene Ontology annotation, molecular function: structural constituent of nuclear pore; protein binding. The coding region runs from base 4 to 6285 and encodes 2093 amino acids. NCBI's taxonomy places the organism in Eukaryota, Metazoa, Chordata, Mammalia, Didelphimorphia, Didelphidae.